Messenger RNA from Hypanus sabinus (Atlantic stingray), 11868 nucleotides. RefSeq names its product coiled-coil domain containing 50a (gene ccdc50a). Gene Ontology annotation, molecular function: ubiquitin protein ligase binding. Lineage: Eukaryota; Metazoa; Chordata; Chondrichthyes; Myliobatiformes; Dasyatidae. The record is from RefSeq and is a predicted model, not a curated record. Bases 6313 to 7794 code for a protein of 493 amino acids. Gene Ontology annotation, cellular component: cytoplasm. The transcript has 12 exons.
UCUGUGCUUUACUGCCCUCGAGAGGAGGUACUGUAGCCUGUAGAUACAAACUCUACAAAAUUUUGUAAUUUGUAGUAACUUUGUCAUGCACUAUCCUGGUGCCACAAAACAACAAAUUUCAUGACUUAUAUCAGUGAAAAUAAAUCUGAUUCGGAUUCUGCCUUGUGCUGAACAUCACUGGUAUGUGGGAAUAUGGAACUGAAAAAAGUCAGCCAUAGUGGAGCAGACCUGGUGGGCUGAAUGGCCCAAUUCUCCUCCACUAGCUUGUGGUCUUAUGGAAUUGUAUUGGUGACAGAGGGCAGAAUGGGAAUGGUUGGAGAAUGAGCAACAGAAGAAUAGUGUAAGAAGGCACGGGAAUGUCGGGGUUAGUGUAACAUCAUUACAGUGGCAGCUGUGAGACUGGGGUUUGAUCCCUGCUGUUGCCUGUAAGGAGUUUGCAUGUUGUCCCCAUGUCUCCUCCAGGUACUCUGAUUUCUUCCCACGUUCCAUAAGCAUUAUUCUUUAGAGAAUGUGGAACAGGCCCUUUGAGUGAUACCAUCCAGCAACCCACCACUGAUUUAACAAUCACAGGACAAUUUACAAUGACCAGUUAACCUAUUACUGAUACAUCUUUGCACUGUGCGAGGAUUGUUUACAAUCUCACCAGCAGACAAAUCAUUGUUUUAUACCUCUCCUCAUAGGACAUGUUCUCUAAUCCAGGCAGCAUCCUGGUAAUUCUCUGCACCUUUUGUAAAGCUUCUUCAUCCUUGACCAGUACUGAACAGUAUAUUCUAAGUGUGGUCCAAGCAAGGUUUUAUAGAGCUGCAACAUUACCACUCAGCUCUUAAGCUCAAUGCCCCCCCCCCCAACUAAUGAACAACACAUCAUAUGCCUUCUUUUUUUUUCUUCUUUCUAAAUCUUUUUAUUAAUAUUAGUAAUAUGGACAGAAUACAAAUGAUAUAUUGAUAAAGAAAUUACCAACAUAUAAAUUCCAUUGUAUAUGAAAAAAAACAUACAUAAUAGUUACAAUAUAAAUGAGUUUACCAAGACAUAAGCCAUAAAAUAUAUGUAUGAACAUAGUAAGUCUAAAUAUUUCAUAAUAUAUGAUAUAAAGAAAACAGAAAAAAGAAAGAAAAAAAACAAAAAAAUAUAAUGCAAAACUAGCUAAUCUAAUAACUAGUAACUAAUAUAGAAGAAAAAAGAAGCAAAAAAAAGAGAGAAAAAAAAGGGGGCUGUUUAUAAUAUCUCACAAAAAUAAGUAUUCAUCAAUGCCGUCACUUCCGGUCCUCUCAAAAUACAUAAGCUAAAAGCUGGGAAAUCAAAUGAACUUGGCACAGGGUCAUAUUACAUCAUAUGAAAAUGUUGAAUAAAUGGUCUCCAUAACUUUUCAAAUUUAAUAGAAGUCUCAAAAGUACCACUUCUAAUUUUUUCUAAAUUUAAACAUAACAUAGUUUGAGAGAACCAAUUAAAUACAGUGGGAGGAUUAAUUUCUUUCCAAUUCAACAAUAUAGAUCUUCUAGCCAUCAGAGUUAGAAAUGCAAUCAUUUGACGGGCAGAAGAAGAUAAAUGCAGUGAGUCUAAGAUUGGUAAACCAAAAAUUGCGGCAAUAGGAUGAGGUUGUAAAUCGAUAUUCAAAACCGCAGAAAUAAUAUCAAAAAUAUCUUUCCAAUAUUUCUCCAAAAAUGAACAAGACCAAAACAUAUGAGUUAAAGAUGCAAUUUCAGAAUGACAUCUAUCACAAAUAGGACUAAUAUGAGAGUAAAAAUGAGCUAAUUUAUCCUUGGACAUAUGGGCCCUAUGUACGACCUUAAAUUGUAUUAAUGAAUGUUUUGGCACAUAACGAUGAUGUAUUAACUAAUUGAAGAAUUCUAACCCAAUUCUCACUAGAAAUACUAAGACUAAGCUCUCUUUCCCAAUCCUUUUUAGUCUUAUAAAGAGGCUCUGAACUUAUCUUCAUAAUUAUAUUAUAAAGUUUUGAAAUAAGUCCUUUUUGAAAAGGGUCUAAUUCAAAUAAACUCUCCAAAAUAUCUGAAGGCACAAAAUUUGGAAACGUAGAGAGUACAGAACUUAAAAAAUGUCUAAUCUGUAAAUAUCUAAAAAAAUGAAAUCUAGGCAAGUUAUAUUUAUUGGAUAAUUGCUCAAAAGACAUGAAACAAUUAUCUAAAAAUAUAUCAGAAAAUCUUAGUAAUCCCUUAGUUUUCUAAGCCGAAUAAGCUUGAUCUAUAAUGGAAGGGUGAAAAAAACAAUUAGAUACAAUAGGACUAUUUAAAACGAAUCGAGUCAACCCAAAAAAUCUCCGAAAUUGAAACCAUAUACGCAAAGUAUGUUUAACUAUCGGGUUGUCAAUUCGUUUCGGCAAUUUAGAAAGAGCAAAAGGGAGAGAAGUCCCUAAAAUAGAACCCAGAGCAUAAGCUGAUACCGAUUUAGUUUCUAAACUCACCCAACAAGGGCCAAAAGAUCCACCCCCAUCUUUCAACAUAACAAAUAUCUAAUAUUAACUGCCCAAUAGUAAAAUCUGAAAUUAGGCAACGCUAACCCGCCUUCCUUUUUUGUCUUCUGUAAAUAUGUUUUACCUAACCUGGGAUUUUUAUUCUGCCAUAUAUAUGAAGAAAUUUUAGAGUCAACAUUAGUAAAAAAAGAUUUCGGGAUAAAAAUUGGUAUCGCUUGAAAAAUAUAUAAAAACUUAGGUAAAAUAACCAUCUUAAUAGCAUUAAUCCUACCUAUUAGGGAUAAAGAUAAAGGUGACCACUUAGUAAACAAACCUUUAAUCUGAUCAAUUAAGGGUAAACAAUUAAAGCUAAAUAAAUCUUUAUGGUUUUUUGUGAUUUUGAUCCCUAAAUAAGUAAAAGAGUCAUUAACUAAUUUAAAAGGUAAAUUUCCAUAAAUUGGGACCCGUUUAUUCAAAGGAAACAAUUCACUUUUAUUAAGAUUUAACUUAUACCCAGAAAACUCACUAAAUUGAGCCAAUAAUGAUAAAACUGCUGGAAUGGAUUUCUCCGGGUUAGAAAUGAAUAGUAAUAAAUCAUCUGCAUACAAAGAUAACUUAUGAAUAUCUGUCCCACGAUUAAUACCCAAAAUAUCCUGUGAUUGUCUGAUGGCAAUUGCCAAAGGUUCUAAGGCAAUGUUAAAUAGUAAUGGACUAAGAGGACAUCCUUGGCUAGUGCCCCGAAAUAGGCGAAAAAAAGGGAGAUCUUUGAUUAUUGGUAAACACUGAGGCUACUGGAGUAUGAUAAAUCAAUUUAAUCCAUUGAUAUAAAUAUCGGACUAAAAUUAAACUUCUCCAACACAUUAAAUAAGUAAGGCCAUUCAACUCUAUCAAAUGGUUUCUCCGCAUCUAAUGAAAUCACGCAUUCUGAAGUGUCAUGUGAGGGAGUAUAAACAAUAUUCAACAAUCUCCUAAUGUUAAAAAAAGAAUAACGAUUUUUAAUAAAACCAGUUUGAUCAUCUGAAAUAAUUUUGGGUAAUACCUUCUCCAAUCUAGAUGCCAGUAACUUGGAAAAAAUCUUGGAGUCUACAUUCAAUAAAGAUAUAGGUCUAUAAGAAGCACAGUUAGUAGGGUCUUUAUCUUUCUUCAAUAUUAAAGAAAUGGAAGCACUAUAAAAAGAUUAUGGCAAAUUCCCCAAUCUAAUGGCUUCCUCAAAAACCUUACCUAACCAAGGGGAAAGAGUAGCGGAAAAAAAUUUAAAAAAUUCAACUGUAUAACCAUCUGGACCCGGUGCUUUCCCAGAAUUCAUUGAGGAAAUAGCCCCCUUAAUUUCUACAUCCGUAAUAGGAGUAUCCAAUAUCAAAAGAUCAUCAGAUGAUAAUCUUGGAAAAUUUAAUUUCCCAAGAAAAUCAGACAUGGUAUUAUGAUCUUGAGGAAAUUCAGAUUGAUACAGGGAGGUAUAGAAGUCUUGAAAUGCCUUAUUUAUCUCAUCAUGAUUAACUGUCAGAUUCCCAUUCUGCUGACCAAUCUUAGUGAUUUGACGUUUAACCAAAGCAUUCUUCAAUUGACUAGCUAACAGUUUACCAGAUUUAUCACUAUGUAUAUAAAAAUCAGAUUUAGUUUUCAUUAAUUGAUUUUCAAUCGAGGACAACCCUUUGUUUGUAAAGCUCCUUACUAGGAGCAAUCGAAUAUUUCUUAUCAAUCUCUUUAAUUUUAUCAACCAAUAAAAGAGUUUCCAUCUUAGUACGUUUCCUCAAACCAACAGAAUAAGAAAUAAUCUGUCCACGUAUAUACGCUUUAAAAGUGUCCCAAAGUGUUCCGCAGGAAAUAUCAUCUGUAGAAUUAGUUGAAAGGAAGAAGUCGAUCUGCUCCUCCAUAAAUUUUAUAAAGUCAGAGUCUUGCAACAAGGUAGAGUCAAAUCACCAUUGUCUGGCAUUAGAAGCUGUAUCCGUAAAUUUCAUAGAAAGUAAUAAUGGAGCAUGAUCAGAGAUAGCUAUAAUAUCAUAGUUACAACCGAUUACCAAUGGAAUAAAACAAGAGUCUAUAAAAAAAUAAUCAAUUCUCGAAUAAGAGUGAUAAACAUGUGAGAAAAAAGAAAACUCUUUGUCAUUAGGAUGCCGGAAUCUCCAAAUAUCAAAAACUCCAUUGUCAGUCAAAAAAGAGUUAAUACAAGUGGCCGACUUAUUAGGUAAAGUCUGAAUAGAUAAAGAUUUAUCCAUCAGAGGAUUUAAACAACAAUUAAAGUCACCACCCAUUAUUAACAUAUUCGUUUAGAUUGGGUGAAGAGGUAAAUAAAGACUUAAAAAAGUCAGGACAAUCCACAUUUGGAGCGUAAACAUUAACCAAAGCAACCUUUUUAUUACAAAGUAAACCCGUAAUUAACAAAAAUCUGCCAUUCGGAUCCGAAAAAAUAUCAUGAUGAACAAAUGAAAUAGAGGAGUCAAUAAAAAUCGAAACUCCUUUUACUUUAGCAUUCGAAUUUGCGUGAUACUGUUGACCCCGCCAAAAUCUAAAAAAACGAAAUUUGUCCUCCUUCCUCACAUGAGUACAAAAAUGAUAUGAGCAUUAAGUCUUUGGAAUACUUUGCAAAUCUUCUUUCGUUUAAUCGGAUGAUUUAAACCAUUAGUAUUCCAAGACACAAAAUUAAUGGUCUGAGCCAUAAUUCUAAAAUCAACCCUUUGGUAUAGAAAGGGUUAACCAACGUAUAAACUCAUGCACCCGGAAGAGGAACAAAAGUAAUGAGAAGACCCGGAAGUGACGACAACACAGACAUAUUUGAAGUUCUAAAACAGCCCAAAUAAAAAAACUUAACACAAACUGGUGCAAAAAAAAUAGAAUUAGAAAACAGACCAUCCCCCCCCACCCCCCAAGAAAAAGAGAAAAAGCCAAAAUAUGACUUAAAAAGAGAAAAAGUAAUUCUAAUCCUACCCCCAUGUCAGCUGAAGAACACUCCAUAUAUAAAGGAUAUAUAUAAAAGAAUCACCCCAACUUUAAAAAUUAAAAUCGCUAUAAUAAAAACCAUAUUUCUAAGUAUAGUUAGUUGUAAAAAGAAUAAAAAUAUAAUCACUGAAAAAAAUUAUAAAUCGGGCUCUAGCCCAGACAAAACAAAAAAUAUUUAAGCUCUGAUAAGCGAUGCAUUGUAGGAAAAAGGUGAAAAAAUAAAACAACAUAACGCCAUCUUAAGCAAAACCAAAAAUCUUUUUCAAAAAACCACCACCUUAAUCAAAGAAAAAAUCACCUUCAAAGAAUUAAAAAUAUACCUUAAAAGGAACAAAGUUAAUGGACAAGUAUGUAGUUAAAUGAUUAAAGUGUAUAAGGCAAAACAAUUAAUAUGACGAAAACACACUUUAACUUAAGUAUAAAGUAUAGGAUGAACCUACACCAAUAACCAGAUUUUAAUUCUGGUUUAACAGAUCGAGAACCAUCUGACACGAUCAGAAUCGUUCAUUUAUUAGAGACUGGUGUCUGUAGCAGUAGGGAAGUUCUCCUCCAGAUAUUUUCUCGCUUCUGAAGUUGAAAUGAAAACCUGUCGUGGAGCAUUCGACGGAGAUAUUCGAAGCUUCGCAGGGUAUAGAAGCGCAGGUUUCAGAUUUUUCUCAUAACAGUCAGCCAUCAACGGUUUAAAAAGAAGCCUUCUUUUUAAAAGGUCAGGAUUAAAGUCUUCGACCAGGCGGAAGCAAAAUUCUUAGAAUUUAAUCAUUCCUGCUCGACGAGCUGCUCUUAUAAGUUGUUCUUUGUCAUGUACAUAAUGGAACCGGACAAUUACCACCGAAGUUUUGUCUGUAGCACUCGGUGAUCGACGCCGAAUUCUAUGUGCCCGAUCCAAUAAAGGAGGGUUAUUCGGGAAAAUCGUCGGAAACGCUUCUUUUAAAAGUUGAGCAAAAUAUUUCGAAGGGUCAUCUUUUUCUAUGCAGUCUGGAAGACCAAGUAUACUGUGCCGUCAGUUUGCCGUUCGUGAGGAUCACAGUUUGGCACACAAUCUCCAGGAGCAGGAGAUUGAACAUCACCUGGCAUCCAAUGUGCAGAGAAACCGUUUAGUUCAGCAUGACCUUCAAGUGGCCAAGAAACUGCAAGAGGAGGAGAAUAAAAAAGCCCAAAUUCGGCUUCAGAGACACCAGCAAGAGAUAGAGAUCCACGACAACCAUAUGGCUCAGGUGAUUCGGGAUGAGCUGGCCCUGGAGAAUGAGAAAAGACGACGUCAAGAGGAGAAGGACGAGGCCAUUGCUCGUAAACUCCAGAAGGAGGAGGAGAAGCUGCGACGGAAGCACCAGGUGAUAGACCGUGAACCAUUAGAUGCCAUCUUUGAUGAAAAUGGAGACCAUAGGAAAACUAGGGUGCACAGACCUGAUAGAAAGAGCAAACUUGCCUAUGGCUCCCACAGAAACAGAGAGCCAAGGGACUCCCAGAGGAGGGGAGUCCGAGGAGAGUCGUGUUCAAAGGAUCCUAUGGAUGACUGGAUUGUUGAGCCACCAAGACGUGGUCGCACUGAGAGGCUCAGCAGUUCUGAGAUUGAGUGUGAUGACGUCUGUCCAGGCACCAGACGACAGAAGGUUGGGAGCUGCCCUUCUCGGAAGGAGCCACCAAUGAGACCUCCUCCACCAGUCACAAGCUCAACCUCCAGCUACCACAGGCAGGGUGCUCGACCCAAGUUUGCCCCUGUGAGGGAUGAGUCUCAGGAUUCAUCGGACCAUGGAGUACCAUGCAGAGCAAAGCGUGACUGUAGUCCCAAACUGCUUGGGGCGUGUGGCUACAGUCCUGAGGAGCCGAGAGGACGGCGUGGCGAGGACAGAGAUGGCGGCAGGAGGAGGAAGGAACGGCGGCACUCAACGCAUUCACUGUCUCCUGACCUACAGAUGAGUGAAGAGCAAUGUCCAGAACAAGGGCUGAAGGGCAGGAUGGAGUAUGGAGUUACGGAAGCCAUGCAUGGCAUUUCGAGAAUGUCCACCAAGGAGCUGGAGAUGAAAGAUGCGGAAUUAGCACAGAAACUCCAGCAAGAGGAGAUCAGGGCUACCCAGAGUUCUGAGAGAGCAGCUCAGUUGGCGCGAGAUGAGGAGAUUGCUCGUUUACUUAUGGAAGAAGAGAAGAAGCAAGUCCUCAGAAAGUCCAAGGAGAGAGAUUCUUCACGAAGGACAGAGGAAGAGCGGAGGAAGGGGUCAACAGACUGGAGGAAGCCGGACAUGGAGAGGAAGUAUGACGGCAGUGAGUAUGCCAGAGCCAGACCACGGGAUGAGCUGGAAUCGCUAACGGGGAAACCUGAACGACCAGCAAGACCUCCUGCCUACCGAGCAGGCUCGGAUCACUUGGACCAGAGACCAAGCUCGCAGCGUCCUUCACGUCCAGCCUCACGGCCCCCUGAGUCACCACAGAAAGUUUCCUAUUACAGGCAAUGAUUGAAGUGACCAGCAAGUCUCGUAAACGAAGAGGAUUAAGGUUGUGAGAGUUUCGCCGGGGGAUUGGGCCAGCAUUCCUGGGCAAAACGCAGCCUGUACUUCCUUUGACUCAUCAACGCAGGGACAUCCAGCACACCGGAAUGUAGUGAGGCAGUGCACAGCAAUUUGUCUUACAAGCAACACAGUAAUUGGUCUUACAACUUUAGUCGUCACUGUUAAUGUGUUUGCACAAACAGCAGGAGAGAGACCCGAAAUGUUUUUUUUAAAUUAACAAUGUUAAGUUGUACUAACCUUUUAUAUUUUUUUGUUAACCAAUUAACCAGGGCUUCAGCUGGUCUUUGUAGCACUCUGCUCACCUCGCAUCUACAGCAGAACCCUCCCUCCCUUGACUGCCCCUCAUUCAUCUUAGCUUCACCAUCAAAUUGUUGCAUUAAAUGAUGCAGUGGAUUCAAUGCUGGUGGAGUGAUUGAUUUUAUUAUUAGUCGAGGAAGUGAGCUCAAAAGUCAGGAGGUUAUGUUGCAACUUUAUAAAACUCUGGUUAGUCCGGUCGGGAGUUUUGAAACCAUUUCUGGUUGUGCCACUACAGGAAGGAUGCUGAAGCUUUGGAGAAGGUGCAGAAGAGGUUCACCAGGAUGAUACCUGGUUUAGAAGCUAUCAUGAAAGGCUGGACAGACUUGAGUUGUUUUCUCCAGAGGCUAUGGAGAGAUCUGAUAGAGAUUUACAGGAGUCCUCCACUUUACGAUUGUUCGCUUUAUGCCACUUUGCUUUUACAAAAGACCUACAUUAGUAACCUUGUUUUGCAUUACAAAGAGGAUUUUCGCUUUUACAAAAAUUUUUCUCAUAUAAAUUAACGGUUCUUCGCUUUAUGCCAUUUCGGCUUAAGAAAGGUUUCAUAGGAAUGCACUACCUUCGUAAAGGGGGAGGCACCUGUAUAAGAUUAUGAGAUGCAUAGAUAGAAUAUUCAGACGGUAUCUUUUUCCCAGGGUUGAAACAUACCAGAGGACAUGAUUCAAGGUGAGAGGGGGUAAUUUCAAAGGAGAUGCGAGGGGUAACUUUUUUAUACAGACAGGUGGGUGCCUGGAAUGUGCGGGCUGGGUGGUGAUAGAGGCAGAUACAUUAGGGACAUUUAAAACAUGUGUACUUUACACUUUCCAACAUUGUAUUUCAUUUGCCACUUUUUUGCCCAUUCCCCUAAACUAUUUAAGUCUCUCUGCAGGCUCUCUGUUUCCUCAACACUACCUACUCCUCCAUUUAUCUUUGUAUCAUUGGCAAAUUUAGCCACAAAUCCAUUAAUCCCAUAGUCCAAAUCAUUGAUGUACAUCAUAAUAAGCAGCAGUUCCAAACCUGACCCCUGUGAAACUCCACUGGCAACAGGCAGGCAGCCAGAAUAGGAUCCCUUUAUUCCUACUCUCUGUUUUCUGCUGAACAGCCAAUGCUCCACCCAUGCUAGUAAUUCCCCUGUAAUUCCAUGGCCUCUUAUCUUGCUAAGCAGCCUCAUGUGCAGCAUCUUGUUAAAGGCCUUCUGAAAAUCCAAAUAUAGCACGUCUACUGCAUCUCCUUUGUCUACGCUGCUUGUAAUUUCCUCAAAGAAUUGCAGUAGGUUAGUCAGGCAGAAUUUUCCUUUCAGGAAAUCAUGCUGGCUUUGGCCUAUCUCUUCAUGUGCCUCCAUAAUCUCAUCCCUAACAUUCUAUUCCAACAACUUCCCAACCACUGAUGUCAGGCUAACAGGUCUAUAGUUUCCUUUCUGUUGCCUCCCAUCCUUCUCAAAUAGUGGAGUAACAUUUGCAAUUUUCCAGUGAUCCUGUACAAUGCCAGAAUCUAUUGAUUCUUGAAAGAUUAUUGUUAAUGCCUCCGGAAUCUCUCUAGCUACUUCCUUCAGAACCCAAGGGUGCAUUCCAUCAGGCCCAGGAGAUUUAUCCACCCUCAGACCAUUAAGCUUCCUGAGCACCUUCUCAGUCAUAAUUUUCACUGCACAUAUUUCACUUCCCUGACACUCUUGGAUGUCCAGUAUACUGCAGAUGGAUGUCUUCCACUGUGAAGAAUGAUGCGAAAUAUGCAUUCAGUUCCUCUGCCAUCUCUGUGUCUCUCAUUAUAAUAUCUCCAGCGUCAUUUUCUAUUAGUCCUAUAUCUGGCCUCAACUAUUUUUUACCCUUUAUAAACUUAAAAAAGCUUUUAGUAUCUUCUUUGAUAUUAAGCACCAGCUUCCUUUCAUAAUUCAUCUUUUCCUUUCUAAUGACCUUCUUAGUUUCCUUCUGUAAGUUUUUAAAAGCUUCCCAAUCCUCUAUCUUCCCACUGGCUUUGGCUUCCUUGUACGCCCUCUCUUUUGCUUUUACUUUGGCUCUGACUUCACUUGUCAGCCAUGGUAGUGUCCUUCUUGCAUUCAGAAAUUUCUUCUUAUUUGGAAUAUAUCUAUCUUAUACCUCCCUCAAUUUUUGCUGAAACUCCUGUCAUUGCUGCUCUGCUGUCCUUCCUGCUAGUGUCCCUUUCUAGUCAACCUUGGCCAGUUCCCCUCUAAUGCCAUUGUAAUAUCCUUUAUUCCACUGAAAUACUGACACAUUGGAAUUUAGUUUCUCCUUCUCAAAUUUCACAGUGAACUUGAUCAUAUUGUGAUCACCAUUUCCUAAGGGUUCCUUAACCUUAAGCUCUCUUAUCACCUCCAGAUCAUUGCACAACACACAAUCCAGCACAGCCGAUCCUCUAGUGGGCUCAACAACAAGCUGUUCUAAAAAGCCAUCCCUUAGACAUUCUACAAAUUCUCUCUCUUGAGGUCUAAUACUGGCCUGGAUUUCCCAAUCCACUUUUAUUUUAAAAUCCCCAAUGAUUACCAUGACAUUGCCCUUCUGACACGCCUUUUCUCUCUCUCCUGCUGUAAUUUGCAAUCCACAUUCCAGAUGCAGUUUGGAAGCCUGUAUACAACUGCCAUUAGGGUCCUUUUACCCUUGCCAUUAUAAACUAUCAGAUCUCCCUUCAGCCUCUGCCUGUCCGGAGAAAACAACCCAAGUUUGUCCAGGCAGCAUCCUGAUAAACCUCUUCUGCACCCUCUCCAAAGCCUCAUCAUUUUUCCUAUAUUGGGGUGACCAGAACUGUAUACAAUACUUCACGUGUGGCCUAACUAGAGGUUUAUAUAGCUAUAAAUUUUGAAUUAGUGGCCUACUUGUCCUGUAGACUUGCACUGGUAGAGUCUGUAUCUAGCUAAGAAAGGAUGCAUGAACAAUUUUUUUUCAUGGAUUUGCAAGGUCACUUGCUCGCAUUCUGCUGUGUUGCUGCUUGGCUGGGUGGAAGAAUGUUUUAUUUAUUCAGAUCUGCAGGGCUGUGUUCAGCAAAUUCUCAGGUAGAGGUGGCUUGUGGCCAUCUUAAGCGAAUCCAGUUGCUGAAGGUGUGUGGGAUCAGUCCGCCUUGUCUGGAGAGAAUGAAAUAUCAAUGAGUGGCAAACUGCUGGGCUCUGUUUACCGAGUAUAACGUGAGUUCAAAAUGUACGCUCUUCAAAAACUGGUAAUAUUUUUGAUAAAAACAUCAUCCGUGGUACCCGCCCUUCAGCCCACAAUGUUGUGCUGAACCAAUCAAAUGGCCAACUAAACUGAUCUCUUCAGCCCACACAAUGUCCAUAUCCUUCCAUUUCCCUCACAUUUAUGUGUCUAUCUGCCUUAUCAAAACGUCUCUUAAAAGGUCUCUAGUGUAUCUGCCUCUACCACCAUACCAGGGCGCACAUUCCAGACACCCCCCACUCUCUGUGGAAGGAGAAAAGUUACUUGCCCCUCACACCUCUUGUGAAAUUUCCCCUCUCACCUUAAAUGCAAGCCCUCUGGUAUUAAGCAUUUCAAUUCUGGGAAAAAGAUAUUGUCUCUCUACUAUCUCUGUGGCUCUCUUAAAUUAUAAACCUCUAUCAGAUCUCCCCUCAGCCUCUGCCAAGCAGAUUUCAUCCUAACCAGUAUCUUGCUUUCCCCAAAUGUCCAAAGAUCCCAAACUCUCCAAACGAACUUUGCUUGGUUGUGUAGGAAAUGGUCAUAAUGUAACGUGCGGCUUUUAUGGAAAGAGCUGUUCCAUCGGCAACUGCAUUCCCCCCCUCCCAACCCC